Molecule: messenger RNA, 13458 nt
Organism: Drosophila melanogaster (fruit fly)
Lineage: Eukaryota; Metazoa; Arthropoda; Insecta; Diptera; Drosophilidae
Gene: jim
Product: jim
Exons: 7
Coding region: 2317-4779 (820 amino acids)
Biological process (GO): regulation of transcription by RNA polymerase II
Cellular component (GO): nucleus
Source: RefSeq, marked reviewed
CAUAUUCAUCUUUUUGGCCGUUUUCGGUGCUUUUUGACUGUUUGGAACAUUUUUAAACAUUACGUUAAAACGUUGUUGAUACUUACCGAAAUAUUGUUUUGUUUAACAAAUAAUAAUAUAACCACUAUAAUAAUGUCAGUAUAAUACAAAACGAACGGAACGAAGAUCAGAGCAUAUUAUAAUACAAAUGUUAUAAAAUAAAAAGCGACAACGAUAAAAAAUUAUUUGCCAUCAGUUAACUUUUUAUUUCAAACAUUCUUAUUAAAAAAUAACUAAAUGAUUUGAAUAUAAUUUACGCCAUCAAUUUUACGACAUAAAUUAUAGCAACAACAACAAAAGAAAAUAGUACAACAAAAUAAAGUUAUCUUUCAGUUGUAUGAAAAAACAAAAAGUGAUUUUUAGUUAGUUUCUCAAAAUUUAACAAACAAAAUUCACAACAAAAUUUGGAAUACAACAACUACAAACACCGCAACAACAACAACAACAACAACAAUAACAGCAACAAUUACAACCACUGCAACAACCAACCAACCGAGAACAACUUCAAAAUCAAGAAAAUAAAAAGAAAAAAUAAUACGAGCAAAGUUAAUAAUAACGAAAACUGUAACCAUAAUAAAGAGCCUAAUUGAACGAAAUAAACCGAAAAAUAAUCAAAGCCCAACAAAUAACGAAUAACACAACCAAAAGGAAACAACCAGGCAAACAAAUCAAAGCAAACAAACGAAAAUAGACACACGAAAUAGCCAAAAAAAAACCCAACAAAACCUAACAAGAAAUAGCAACAGCAGGAGAACAAGCAGCCGAAACAAACGAAAAUAGCAAUCGAAGCCACUCAAAACCAAUCGAAACAGAAUCAGAAUCACAACCAGAAAUAGCCUUAAACCCGCCUCCAAGCCAACACAACAGCAGAAUUCAAAAGAUAUAACCGAUAACUAAAUCCGAUAACAGAAUAACAAAUAGAAAAUAGAGCAACGAAACAGAAACAGGAAAAGAAAAUGCAACAGCAAAAGUGACAACUGAAAUUCAAAACCAAAAGCCAACAAAAAAAAUAAUACAAAAACGGAAAUAGCCAAAAUUUGUUAAAUUUAUUUUGUGUGUUUUUUAACGGGAAAAAGCAAAACAGCAACUAAAACAUAACGGUAAUAAAAAAAAGCCAAAAACAUUUGUCGUUAAACAAAUUGAACUCUUGCGUUACCUUAUUUACAUAUUCGCCUUAGUCCUUAAACUUUGCGUUCGUCAAAAAAGCGGUCGAGAAAAUGUUCUGAAAAAGUCUUGAAUAAAUCGAGCUGAAUAACAAACACUUUAUAAACUUUGAGAGGUGAAGCAAACGAAAUAAAGAAGAAAGCGGCGAAACCCAUUUCGCGAGUGGAGGAGAGCAGCAAACUGUAGAAACAGUUUUGUGCCAAAGUUGCGCAAUCACAAGUGUAAAUUUGUGUAUGUGUGUGUGUGGAACGCGUCAGUGCUAGGAGCUCACGUUGUACCCAGGAGAAGAUACAUAAAUCGGAUCGAAGAACAUCUCUAUACAAUAUCAAUAUAUAUCCAUAUACAAAUUAUCUAAAAUUGUUCAUAUCGUGGCAAAAGCCAAGUAUGAUAUAAAGGCAUGUAAAAUCCGUUUUCGAAAGCAUUUCGUACUUACAAGAAAUUAAUAUAACACUAGUAGUGAGAAAAUGAUAAACAAAAACCAAAUAAAAUUCCAUUCAGAUAGGAGGAACGAUCUAGGCUAAACAUCAAAUUAUAUAACUAUAACAAUAAAACACAAGUUUUUGACGAUCUUAACAGUAUAGAGGAAGAGUAAUUCCGGUAAAAGCCAACAAUCCCCACACACCCAUCCCAUAGGCAUCGUAGCAAAAGAAACCUUUCGAAGGGAAUCAGUUUUGCCUGUCAAUUUGUUGAACCAAAGGAAAAUCGCAUCAAUUAAAGCAUCUUUAAAACCAAUUGUAAGCCAACAAAGGAGAGGGUGACAUUUUAUUUAAAAGAAAAAAGCAAACGUAACGGUUUUCGGUGAGCGAAAGAGCCAACUACACGAAGAAGUUUAUAAACGUAAAUAAAUAAAUGAAACAAAUAAGAAGAAAGGAAUUUAAAAUUUAAUCAACAUGAAAAGAAACAAAUAACCAGCAGAGACCACAGUGGCGAUAAGCCCAGCACAGCUAAGAGAGCCAAGAAGCCCAUUUAUAAUGUGCAUCAAAAGUCAAUAAAAGGACACUUUGAAAUUGCUUAAAACGUCAUAAGAGUCAAAGGCCAUAACAAAUAAAAGCCCGAGAGAGCAGAAGGAGCCCUUCCUUGAACACUUACCAAUUGAACAGGGAACCAGCAGCAAUGGCCAUCAACUUUUCGGCUUCCUUUGCGGCUUGCAUAGCAGCCGGGCUAAAGGUGCCGCGCCAGAUAAUGUACUGCAUCACUCAGGACACGGGCCAGCCAUACGUGCUCUAUAAGGACUCGCAGGACGCUGAACGGAACCCCGGUGCCAUAGGUGCCACUCCCGCCCAGUGGGGCAGCGAGAUGUACCCCAACAUCCAGCAACAGGCCCAGCAGCACCUAACUGCCCAGCAGCAGCAACAGCAGCAGCAGCAGAACGCGGCGCAAGCAGCGGCCCAGGCGGCAGCUGUGGCAGCGGCAGCGGGACAGCCGCAAAGUCCGCCGGGGGGCGGACAGGAGGCCCGCGACAACGGCAGCGGUGAUGGCCGCCAGCAGCAGGUGUCGCCCUCCUCGAGUCCGUACCCUUCGGUCCAGCAGCAGCAGAGGGCAAACGGGGCAGGCGACGAGGACCCCAUGAACCACCAGCUCGCCAACCAGCAGAACCCCGCUCCCAAUCAAAACCAAAGCAGCAAUGACCCCCAGCAUUCGGGCUCCAACGCGGGCGAAUCAGGCAACCCGCAUGUCCAGCAGAACGGCGGACCGCAAAAUGACCCCGGCAACAGUUUUCGAACACCGGACUAUUAUGACCCCCGCCACGCGGCACCGCAAGGGGGGAUGCUGGCACCGCCUGGCUUCCCACCGCUUCACUAUCUUAACAAGGGCGUUUUGCCAAUGGAACAGUCUGGCGGUGGCGGCGGGGCCGGGGGUGGAGAAGCCUACGCGCUUCCCGAAAUGCUGCCGGCUCAGCAAAACGGUCAGCAGAACGCCGGUCCAGCGAACACCAAUGCCAACGAAGGCGGUGCGGGAGCCAACGGGAGCGGAGGUGUAGGCGGUGCGACGGGAGCGAGCGUGGGAGUGGGAUCGGUGGGCGUGACGAGCGGCGGAAGGACGGGCAACGGACCAGGACGCCCGCACAAGAACAAGCCACACAGCGACCUGCGGCUCUUCAAGUGCCUCACCUGCGGCAAGGACUUCAAGCAGAAGAGCACGUUGCUGCAGCACGACCGCAUCCACACGGACGCACGACCCUUCCCGUGCUCCGAGUGCGGCAAACGCUUUCGCCAGCAGUCGCACCUUACACAGCAUUUGCGCAUCCACGCCAACGAAAAGCCCUUCACCUGCCCAUACUGCUCGCGCAGUUUUCGGCAGCGCGCCAUUCUCAACCAGCACAUACGCAUCCAUUCGGGUGAGAAGCCCUUCGCCUGCCCCGAGUGCGGCAAGCACUUUCGCCAGAAAGCCAUCCUCAAUCAGCAUGUGCGCACCCACCAAGACGUCUCGCCACACCUUAUUUUCAAAAACGGGCCGCACCCGACCCUGUGGCCCUCGGAUGUACCCUUCCCUGGCGAGGACAACGACACUAAGGGCGAUAUCGCCGGCACGGGCGGCGGCUACCACGACGAGGACUCCCAGGGAACGCCGGAUGGCAGCGGUGGCAUGCACUACCCCUCUUACUUCAAGGACGGCAAGGGCCAAAAGAUACUGCCCGAGGUGCUGCAGCAUAUCGGCGUGAGACCGGCAAACAUGCCGCUCUACGUGCGGUGCCCCAUCUGCGACAAGGAGUUUAAGCAGAAGACGACGCUGUUGCAACACGGCUGCAUCCACAUCGAGUCGCGGCCGUACCCCUGCCCGGAGUGCGGAAAACGUUUCCGGCAGCAGUCGCAUCUUACGCAGCACCUGCGCAUUCACACUAACGAGAAGCCCUUUGGCUGCAUGUACUGUCCGCGAUUCUUCCGCCAGCGGACCAUCCUCAAUCAGCACUUGCGUAUCCACACCGGCGAGAAGCCGUACAAGUGUGGUCAGUGCGGCAAGGACUUCCGUCAGAAGGCCAUCCUGGACCAGCACACGCGCACCCACCAGGGCGAUCGUCCAUUCUGUUGUCCUAUGCCCAACUGUCGUCGGCGCUUUGCUACGGAGAAUGAGGUUACCAAGCACAUCGACAACCACAUGAACCCCAACACCACUAAGGUGCGCCGACAGCAACAGCAGCAGCACCAACAACAGCAACAGCAACAGCAGCAGCAGCAGCAGCAGCAACAGCAGCAGAAUAACAACGCUGUCGCCCAGGUGGCCAAUCACCUGAUGAACGACGCCAAGAGCCUGGCGGCCCAACAGUUCCUCAACAACAACAAUCCCUCGGCAGUGGACAACAAGGCCAACAUCCUUCCGGUGCGCAGUAUAGCAUCCAACGCUGCGGCAGCCGCUGUUGUCCAGCAGUCCGUAGUAAAGAACGAGCUCUAUUUUCCGCAGUGCUACGGACCACCCUUCCAGCAUCCCUUUCAGGCACAGCAGCAGCAGGCCCAACAGCCCAGCGUGGCCCACGCAAACGGAGGACCCACUCCACCCGUAACCGUAACGGUGGCCAACUCUGUGGCAUCCGGCGUGGUGGUUCAGCAGAAUGCUUCUGCCUCUGUGGUAGCCCAGUGACAUCCCACCACUGCAGCAACUGGGGCACAACAACAGCAGCCAUCGGCGCCGCAGCAGCAGCACCAUCCGCCGCCACCUCCGCCCACGUCGACCGCGCAUCACAUUGCAUCAGCGGCCGCCGCUGUCACCGCGGUCACGCCCUCAUCCGCCCACGCCUCACCAGUUGCGGCGCCACAGACUGUGACGCUCUCGAUCACGCUGCCGCCGCCACCGGCCUCCCAUACGGUCCAUCCGGGUCACCCGGGUCAUCCGGGUCAUCCGGGCGUGGCUAACGGGGCAGCGCCUCCGCCACCAACUCUAUCACACGCGAUUCCCAUUCAUCCACACAUACACUCGAUAUUCGGAUCUCUAUGAUGUCAUCAGUAGGAGAGACAGGAGCCGGAGGCAGGAAUUCAAAGUUAAUAAACACAAACUAUUCACCAUACUUCAUAGGUUCGAUUAGUUCUUUAGUAUUAGACGCAAAACAAAUUCUCCUAGUUUUUAAAACUAAUCUUAAAAUCACAAAACACAGUUUGGUAAUGGCAAACGAACGAACCGAGAGGAGCUGAACAGAACGCAAACAGGACGAGUACUAGUCUUUUUGAAAAGGACUCUAAACUUCUUUAAUAUAAACCAUGAACAUAAAAUGCAAAUGGUCAAUGUGUAAGAGAAGUAAUGAGCAGAAUGAAGGAGAGAAACGAGAGCCAAAACACAACGUUAUACGAUUUCUAUUUGUUUUAGCACCCCAACAACUUUUAAGACUAAAAAUACAUCAAAUAUUUAUACACACAAAAACACACGGACACUUUAGUACAGGCAAAUUUCGUAACCCUUAAUUUUGGAUACAAUUAAUCGAGGAUAUACCACUUAGGCGUAAUACUAGGAUAGCUCCGAUACAAUGAGUAUGAACAUGUGACGUGAUAGAUAGGGCAGCUAUUUGUGGCGAAGGCAGAAGGGGCAGAGCAAAAGGUUGAUGGCAAAGAAUAGGAUGGGGAACGCAGACGUUGGCGCUGAGUAAUUUGAUUUUUGAAGCAGCAUCAAAAUUUGAGUUAUAUAUACUUCAGAUAUGUUGAUGUAUUGGAGUUUUUGUUUAAUGCGCAUGGUUGAUCGAUUUACGCUUGGCUCAGCCAAGGGGAUUAGCCAAUGGGCCACCAAACUCUUAUUAGAAAUUUCUUUUUCAUUUCAAUUGAUAUGUGAUUUUUAAAGUGUAUAAAUGAAUACUGGAAUGCAAUUUAAUGAUACGAUAAAUCAAGUAUAAGUUAUGAAACCUUAAGUACAUUGACUUAGGAUUCAUUUGUUGUCUUCCCCAACUAAUUAUGUGUAAUUUAUGUUGAGUUUUUAUUUAGUUAUUAGGCACGCAUACGUUUAACCCAAAUAUGUCCACACUUUUGCACACACAAGGCAGACAAAAGAAAUCAGCUGGAACAUCUUGUUUAUCAAGCAGGCAAAUUCGAAUGUGACUCUUCAGGUGCCAUACACAAACAUAAACAAUAGUCAAAAGAUUAUGGAUAAUCGCGUAUCAAUCCUCCAACUUAUACUCAGUAUAAUCUACCGUAAUGAUGACCACCCGAUCCCCACCAUCUAAGUUCUUCCCCUGCCAACUGUGUGGAUAUAAUCGACAAAUUUAGUUUCUUAACAAAUUUUCCAAUGUACCGUCAAAGCAUUUAUAACUGUUAUUGAUAUUUUAGAAUAUGUUUCCUAAAAAGUAUACAUAUUUUAUGUAUAUGUAGAAAACACCGUGGAAGAUAAGAAAUUAUAUUCAGUUAGUCGUUUCACUUUAUCAAGUAUCUACUCAUUAUUUCAUAAAUUUAAUAAUUAGUCAAUUAAGUUUCUAAUGCAAUCAAAGUAAGUGCUCCGAAUACGGUUUGUUUUCACUGUUUUAAAUUUAAAGUUUAUGAAUUAUGUUUGGAUAUUUUAUUUAAAUUUUUUCAAUAAAACAAUUAUAUGAUUUAUCAGAUUUUAUUUUGCAUUAUGUUUUCAAGUAUCCUUUGAUUUUAUCCUUACCAAAGUCUGUUUCUUAUGAUUCCCCUCUCCAAAUGGGGCAACUCAGACAAUUCUGGCAUUAUACAACACUACGAAUUUUCGGCUUGGGCAGGCGUCUGGUUUUUGUGAUACGAGUGUCGCUGCAAAAGUUUCGGCAACAAUGGUUUAUUCAAAAUUGUACAUAGAAUGUUUUGGCAAAAAUUAAAUGUAACUCUACAAGCAAAAGUUUUAUUAAAAGUUUGAAUGAAUUGUUUGACAUUGUAAAAUAUUAAAUUACGCCUACGGUUACGGUAAAUUUAGUCAAAAUUUUAAAAUCACUUUUUAGGCACAUUAAAAUUGCACAUCUAAAUCAAAAUUGAGAGCGGAUCACGACGAAUAAUCCAAAAAUAUUGCAUGCUCCGUCACAGGCAACCAACAUCCAAAAAUUGAUAUGGUACCCAAUAUGGUGGCUUUUAUUGGAAUUAGACAAAAGGGACUUGAUCAGAAUGAUCUGAUCAGCAUGAUUUGCUAUAAAAACACAAAGUUUAUCAUUAAGCUCUAGCAAACCUUUAGGCCUUUUAGACAAAAUUUUAUUAAUCCUUUCGGCUUUAAAAAAUCGAAAAUGUAAAAUCGAUAAUAACAUACGACGAAAACACACAUGAACCCUUUGGCUUUAAAUCAAAAUUAUGUUUAGUUUUAGUUAAAAAAAAAACAAAUGAAAAUGUUUAUGAGAACGUUUAUAUCAAAGAAAAUUAUGGCAAAUUAUGCUAUAAUUCCAAUAAAAGCAAAAUUUAGACUGAAUGUCGCUGUGAUAAAUGCAAAUUAAAAACAAACCUAAACGUAAAACUUUUGUACAUUUUAGGCAUUAACACAAAAUUAAAAGCAUACUCCUAAUCAAAAAAAAUCAUAAAUUUAGGCGCAACAAAAUCUAGCAUAAAGACAGAGACUAAGAACAAAAUUUUAAAUGCUCCAAAAUCAUUUUGCAGAACAUACUGGGAAAUACAAAUUGUCCUACCAUGUUCUGCAAACACUUAUAGUUUUCCAAUUACCUAUUAUUUAAUAUACUUUGAAUUUUGUUUACAUUACUAGUUUGAUUAAGUAUUGUUUAUUUAAUUUGAUAGUUGCUAACCAAACUGAAUAGCAAACAUGAGUUAUAAGAAAGCUGCACAAUGUAGUACACCAGCUGCUUCAGUGGAAUUUUGCUCUUAGAAGUCUUCUAAGAAGCAUCAGUAAGUGAAGACAAGACCGUAGAUCACACCGGCCGUGACAUUGAAAACAUAGAAACUGCAUUCUAAGGUACAUAUGUACAAAUGUGCAUUUAUGAGAACGUAACAGUUGAGAUGGGGAAACAUUUGGGAUGACUCAAGCCUAGAGUGACAAAGGGGCUACGACGUGACUAACCGGAUAGACCAGACCGAAACAGAACCAUAAUAAUGUAAAACCCGGACAAACCAUCGGAGGAUAUAAAUGCUGCAGAUAAUUACUGAUAAAGAAAUAGGAAAACCAAUCAAAGUUACACGCAUACCUAACAAAAAACAAUAGCCCAAUUUAAAUAACCAAGAGUACAAAUACAAGUAAUUUUUAUAGCAGAAAUUUUAAUUGCAGUUUCAAAGAGCCAUAAUAAGUAUACAUAAGUAACGAGUAACCAUAUUGCAAACCCAAGAAACACAAUCACACAAGGUAACAGAGGCAUGAAAAAAUACAUAUUAAACUUGGCACAUCAAAAUCGACAAAGAAAAAUCAGACUUGACAAAAGUAAAAUUAUCUAGAAUCUGCGUUUCGAUACGAAAUCAUGACACCCCGAAAAUCCAAAACAAAAAACUAAAGUGAAGAACAUAAGAAAAAUCCUUUCUUCUUAAAAUUGAAAACAAAUUAUAAUACCGAUGAAUAAUAUAUGAAAAUGUCAAAAUAAUAUUUGAGAAUAUUUCAGAAGUGAUUACAUUUCCGGCUUACAUUUCCGACUCAGAAUAUACAUAGCUCAAUACCAGAGACAAGCAAUAUUAAUAGAAAAUGCCCACAACCAACAUACAAACAUCAAUGAAGCAAACUCGAAACAGAAAAUAUUAGGGAUAAAGGGCAGUGUAAUCUAAGGAAAACUCAGCCCUUCGCCCUAAGAUUUCCAGAAGCGAAUGCAUUAUAAUUGAGUACAGCCGCUUUCUGCAAUAGUGAUAAUAGUUUUUAAGUCAACCACCAAGCAUAAAAGCAACCAACAAACAAAAUAUAAAUCAAGAGAUCAGCUAACAGAAGAGAUUAUUAAAAAAUAGAUAAAUACACAUUGAAAUAGCAACGGUAAGAAUUAAAAUAAAAACUGAGUCAUUAUAAUGACGAUGAUUCUGAAUGAUAACAAUUUGAAAUGAUAAUAUUUGAUAGCACACAAAAACCCAUUCAACAUCUGUUUGAUUUGAUUUGAGAUUGUAAAGAUUGUAAACACCCAGCUUACGGAUUGAAUUCCAGUUACAGAAAUAUUUUUAGUUCAAUUACCAAAAAUUCGAAAGGGAAGCGAUUACCGAAUAAAGAAAUGGAUUGAUGUCACUCAAACUAAUGAAUAAAAUAAAACAAAUUCAAAGCAAAAGCAAAAAUAGUUUCAAAAAACGAAGAAAAUAGAGUAUAGCAUAUGUAAAACCCUAAACUCUUAAAUUAUAUGUAUGGUGUAUUAUAUUUUUUAAACUAUUUAAGGCAUACUCUCUAUAUAUAUAUACGAUAUAUCUACUUAUAUUUAACGUAACCCCUUAAAGUUUGUGACAGCAGCUAGCUGCGUAUAUAGGAGGAACUACAGACUUUUAUUGAAUUGAACGCCAGUUAAAAACUAAUACAAGAUCACAGAAAUUCAAACACAUCUUGUUUUUGGCUUAUAAGCACCCCAAAAGUGAAUUGAAAUGACGAAAUGAAAUCCAAAACAAAACAACAAUAGCCUCGUUAGUUGUUAAUUCCGCCUAUGGCGUUAUUGAUAAAAACUCUAUAUUGAAAUUAUUGCAAAUAUCUGAUCGAUCAAGGCAUAGAAACUGUACUGGGUCCAGUGUAUAUCAGAGUGUCCUAAAAGUGGUGACAAAAUUACCUUUUCUACCAUUCAAGCUGUAAGAAUCAAGAGAAGAAGACACAAUCUAAUCCUAUAGGGAAGACUUCUGAGCUUACAAUUCGAGCGAAGUUCAGUUUGAAUCUCUGCGGAACCAAAUUAUAAUUAAUCGCCUUCAAUUUUUUAGUCAAUGGCCCAAACUCAUUCUAUGCCUAUGAGUACGUUCAUUUUUUGCAAUAGACACCAUGUGCCCAUAGAACAAGUAAUUUAUUGCAGACAGAAAUCAAAUAAUUUAUUUAUAUUAUAUACGAAGUUGUUUUUGCAACAGGAACGAACCACAAGCCGAAAGAAAUAGUACCGAAAAUAUUUUACAGAAUUUUUACAAGAAACCGACAAACCAACAAGUAAAUACAGCUCUUAAAUAAAUAGAAAAUCACAAUAUCAGCAAACACAAGCAUAGAGGUACUAAAAUAAACCAAUCAGACAGCUUACAACUGAAAAAAAACAGCAAAAAAAAAAUAGUAAAAGUCGACGAAAACGCCGAAAAAACAAACUAAAAGGAGAACAUAUAGUAACAUUUACUUACAGACAUUAAAGUAUAUUCCAUUAAGUGUUAAGUAAAGUAUUCAAAUGAAAAACUCAUUUUAAAACGUGCGCUUGCCUGUGAGCGAAGCAAAGAUAUCCAAUCAUCACAAGCGAUGAUUUACGAUAAGUUCAAUAACCCGAUGGAUGGAUCAGAUCAGAUUAGAUUAGAUCAGAUUAGAUCAGAUCAGAUUCUGAUCUGAAGAACGAACCGAACACAAUUUGUUAUGUUGGAAUUACUUUUAUAUAUACGUUUGUAAUUACUAUGAACGAUUGACAGGGACUACAAUUUAAUAACUACCAUAGAAAUAAUAACUGAGCAGUGUCAAUAGAAACAAAUUUUAUUUAUGCAUAUAACAAUGUCCGCCUCGAAAGCGAGCAGGAAAGCACUUAUUAUUAAUUGUAACUCAACUGAAACUGUACAUAAGCAACCACAAACUGCAACUGCAAAUGCAAUAGUACCAACGUAAGUAAAUCAAUUAUUUCACUAAUUUCGCUAACAUAUAGCUAAUGCACCAAGAAAACGAAGAACAGAUAUGCCCGAUCACCAAAGGAACGCUGAGCCGUUCAGCUGAAUGAGAUAGGUACGAUCGAGUUUCAUGAAUUUACGCUAUGAGUUUAAUCAGCUGAAAAAAACAUAUCCCAUGCAGAACUACUGACCACUGCUACCAUAGCCGAUUACGUUUUUGUGACACAUCCAAAACAAACUUUAAUUUGUUUUUAUCAGAAAGUGAGAAUUUCAUUGCGGACUAACAGCAAACGUUUUAAUCGAAAAUCAAAGCCAUCAGCCGAAUCAAAACCAAAAUAGAAUCAAACAAAGCAAUAGUGAUAUUAUACUACCAGGAUCAGGACGAGUACCUGCCCUGGGCCAGCCAAUAGCCAAUAGCCUGAUACAAGUAAAUAACAAUAAACCGAACAAAUCUUUUCAUUUACAAGAUAUACAACAAAUGCAACGGAUACCGCAGCAGCAACCAUAGUACAAUAAAAACACUUUUUUCUUACCGACCGACUUUUAUACAACCGACAGGAGCAAAAAACCCAAUUGAGCAUUCUAAUAGCAAAGCAGCAGCGGGAUGAUCCUCAUGAGGUUGAGGAUAGAGGUGAUGAUGAGAUGGAUAGAUAGCAAGAUACAAAGCAGAUUGAACCGAAUCAAAAAUAGCGACAGAGGCGAUUUUAAGUAUACAACAAGCAUAAGGCAAGAACAAGCAAGCUAACUACCUAUAUACAUAUAUUUUUUAAAGAGGCAAAUGCAAAAACCGAGAGCAGAAGUAACAAUAGCUAAAAGUUGUUAAGCAAUUUCAUAUUUGAAUUUGUAUCAUUUUGAAUCGAUUAAAUGUAAAAACCAAGUUAUACAUAUAUAAAUAAAAACCAACGCAGUGAAAAUCAAAACAAACGAAUGAAAAACAUUUUUAUAUUACAAGAAACAAACUAGAAGAACAAAAAUCUCACUUUCCUGGUAAAAAUUGAAUUAAUUGGUACAAAAAUAAUAAAAACAGAUUGCACCAAAACAAUAAAACUGGCUUACCGAUAUCAAUAACAACACACGAUGUAUACACUUUGUUCGCGUUUUGUAUAAUCUUCAGUGUUAAUUUUUUAAUCUAAACCAAUCCUAGUUUGAUAGUUCAAUUGUUGAUUUAGUUUUACACUUACAACUACAAUAACCGGGAAACAAAAACGAAUAGGAUUUUACAUAGGAAAGAACACCCCUGGCAACUAUUUCGAAUAUUAAAAUCAUCUUCAUUUCGGCUGAAUCAAAAAUGAGGUUCGUAACAUACCACUUAUUAAUUUGCAUAAUAAUAAAUGUUUCUCUAAACUAUUCAGAAAACAUAUUCUACAUAACAAUCUAGAGAGAAAAAUAAAACGAAAUUAUUGCAAACCUUACGAAGAAAAGUUUUGGGACAAAAACUUGCUUUCAAGCGACAACCGAUGUCUUUAGAUAUCAAAAUCUGAAAAAGAAAUGGUGACUUAACCACUGGCAUUGAAUAAAAAAUACAAGAAACAUGUCUUGCGCAAAUUAUAAAUGCAUUGAUGUAUACCUUCUCGGCGAUAUUCCAAAUAAAAUUCUCGGAACAACACUAAUCUCGGUCAUUGCAAAAUUGAUUGCAUAAAACAAUGUAUACUCAAGUCUUGGCAACUAUUUAAAAAAAAAUUCACGUUUAAUUCCAUUUUUCGGAGCAACCAAAAACAAAAAUUAAAUUUAAGCCAAUGUAUAAGCAUCAUUUUUUACAUAAAAAUUAGGUAAUACUACAAGUAAAUACUCUAGGACUUAAAAAUAAGCAAAAAUUAAAUGAAAGAAAAGAGGACAUCCAAAAAGCGAUAAGCAACUUUGAGUAUGAACGAAACGUAAAAGGUUAGAUGAAAAGCGAAUAGUGAAUAAACAAAAUUCACCGUCAUGAAAAUAAAAACUACUAAAUCCAAAAAAAAGGUCAAAUUCAAAAUUAUAAUUGUUAUAAGCAAAUAAAAACACACUAUAUAUCCAGACAAUUCAUUACACCAGCCAAACUAUAAGUAAUCCCUUAGAUUACGCAUACCAAAAAGAAACACCAUGGGACACGCAACUACCACCAAAUCACACACCAACAUUCUCCACCACACACACACUCAGACCCACACAACUUCCAUUGGUUUAGAUUUUAAGCAUCAUUUUAAACUUAAUCGUCAGCCAAAAAAAAAAAAAAAAACAGAAAAAUACAAAAAGAAUCCUAUCAUGGCAGUCCAAAAUUAAUCGAACUCACAAAAGAAUAAAUAAGAUUUUAAGGCAAGCAAAUAUUACCGCGUCAAAAAUUAAUAUUUAAGCAAGUAAACUUAUGCAAAAUCUUGCGUCGUCUAGUUUAAUGUCGUAAAAUUUUACUUUUUGUAACAAUUAAUUAACAUUUAAAUAUAUAUUCUGUACCAAGCAAAAGAAAUGGUAAACGCAAAAGUAUUGUAAACAUCUAUUGAAUUACUAAUUUCGAAAAGAAAGAAGAAACCAAUUUUUCAAUAGCUCACCAAAUAUGAAAAUGGAAAAACCAAUGCUACGGCGAGUGCAACAAAAAAAAAAUCAAAGAAUUUCUGGCAUCCAAAAUAUAGAACUACUAAAAUACGAACCCAUAUUAUUAUACAAGAAAAUGAUUUGAAAUAAAUUGAGUCUUGUAAUAUAGAGG